Messenger RNA from Populus euphratica (Euphrates poplar), 672 nucleotides. Its product is annotated as probable membrane-associated kinase regulator 2. The transcript has 3 exons. Gene Ontology annotation, cellular component: plasma membrane. Lineage: Eukaryota; Viridiplantae; Streptophyta; Magnoliopsida; Malpighiales; Salicaceae. The record is from RefSeq and is a predicted model, not a curated record. The coding region runs from base 1 to 672 and encodes 223 amino acids.
AUGGAAGCUUUCAGCUUGCUAAGGAUCUGGAGAGGUGGUGGCGGUGGCGGUGGCGGUGGCGAUGCUACUAUUGGUAGUGCUGUAGUGUUGUGGGUGCGAUGGAGAAGUGUCACUGUUGUGUCUCCGAACUGCGCGGAAACUGAUGAUGAGAAUGAUGACGAUGAUGGGCCUUUUUUUGACUUGGAGUUUGCAGUUCCUGACGAAGAAGAAGAGGAAGGAGCAGAAAGCAAAGAUGAGAUAAAAGAAAACAAUGGUGCUGGUUCUGAUGAGGAAAACGAUGCUGCUGACACUUCUGGUGAUGAUGAUGAUGGGAUGGACGAAGAGAGGGAGUUCAAUUUCACUCUCUCUUCGGCGUCUAGCAAUGACAGGAGGGAUCAAAAUCUUGCUCUUUCUCCUUCCGAUGAUUUGUUUUUCAAAGGAAGGCUUGUGCCGAUUGAGUCAUCCUCGCUUGAGCUGAACUCCAAAUCCUCUCAGUUUUCGGUGUCAUUGCUAAAAUCUGCUACAAAAUUUCGCGUCUUCAUGUCGGGAUUGAAGAGAAAACCAAACACUACAACAACAAAUGAAAAGACAGAAGCUAACGUGCCGACAUUAGCUUCUGCUAUCUUAUGGUAUCAAAUUUGUUUUGCCUUUCAGUUUCUGGAGAGGUGGGAUUCUCAAGAUGAUGAGAUGUAA